This is a messenger RNA of Manihot esculenta (cassava), 255 nucleotides long. RefSeq lists its product as uncharacterized. Bases 1 to 150 code for a protein of 49 amino acids. Lineage: Eukaryota; Viridiplantae; Streptophyta; Magnoliopsida; Malpighiales; Euphorbiaceae. The transcript is spliced from 2 exons. The record is from RefSeq and is a predicted model, not a curated record.
AUGAAAGUAAAGCAACUACUCAAGGACAAGAAAUUCUGGUUUGCUUCUUUCCUCGUUGCCUGGGCUGCUGCUCUGCAGGGGCAUAUGAUAUGGUUGCAGAAGCAGGACUCCUUCAAGCAGCAACUAAAUUUUAUUGUUUAUAUGAAUUAAGGCUUUGUUCAUGUUCUCUUACCUGUCAGCAACUUGCAACAAAAGCUGAGCUGAAGUCAUGCUCGAUAAGGCUGAUACCCAAAGCAGAUAUUGAAGUUUAUUCAA